AACUCUUCUGUGCCUCUUUUGGAAAAGUGCAAGUGGUACGCAUUACCAGGAACAUUAAUUAUGAAGGGAGGGAACAGGAGUUCCAAUAGCUGUUCCCAAUGGGAGUCUUAAGGACACCUGCAGGAAGCCACCUGCAGACACCCGGGGACACUGGGCGGUUUCUCCUGUCUCCACCCGCUGAAGUACACUCUGGAGAAGCUAGCUAGCUCCUAUCUCCACGCAGAAGAAGAUCCGCGGCGCUCGCAGAUCUGGUCCAAGGGUCCCGGCGCUUCUGGAGAGCCGCGGAGGCCAGGCGAACAGCAGCUGAGCUGGGGACCCGGGGGCGAGCGCGUGCGGAGCCUUUCCAGGCGAAACGCAGCGCACAGCGCCCGGGCGGUGCCCAGCAUGGAGUGGGAGCUGAAUUUGCUGCUCUACCUGGCGCUCUUCUUCUUCCUGCUCUUCCUCCUGUUCCUUCUGCUCUUCGUGGUCAUCAAGCAGCUGAAGAACUCGGUGGCCAACACAGCCGGGACGCUGCAGCCCGGGCGUCUGUCACUGCACCGGGAACCGUGGGGUUUCAAUAACGAGCAAGCGGUGUGACCAGCACUGAGCUGGUCUCAGCUCCGCAGGGAUUCAGAUCUGCGUCACCCGGACCCAGGCUGGUGCCCUUGACUGGGUGGCGCCCAGGAUCAAACUCCGACCACAGCCCUGCAAAGUUGGACAGUGGGUGGUGGAAAUCUUCUUGAGAAAGGCCAUCCCUUUCAUAUAUGGAGGAAGGCACUCUGUGCUCAGAAAUGCUACCUCUCUUCCUGCAACUCCACUGUCAACCCAGGAAUAUCCUGGGAGAUCGCCACUGGCGCUGCUUCUACUCACAGCCUACGUACUGGCCAGCAGAGGGGGAAGAAACACUUCCCACACCCAGAGCUGUGCAAAAGAACUUUCUGUGAUGUGGAACUGUUCUAUAUCUGUGGUGCCCAACGCGGCAACUGCUAGUCACAUGUGUCUAGUACACACUGAAAUAUGGCUAGCGGGGCUUACAUCUCGUUUCAUUUCACCCGAGACAGCCACAUGGAGAUGGUGGAUUUAUAUGCACUGUUCGUACCAUUUCCUUGUGUGUGUGUUUUAGAGUCAGAAGGGGAGGAGGCAACUGGUCGUGUGCUCCACACCCCGUGGGCUUCACUGCUCUUCUUGCAUUGAGUUUGUCUCCUUAAGGAAAAAGAAAAUUAGUAUGUUGGAACUAAAUUGAAAAUGUUAUUAUCUACCUAUUGCAUGUCUUCUUGUACCAAAUGGGGUAGGUUUUAGUGACACGUGAUCAUGGAAAAAAUGGCAGGGCUGAUCCACCACAUCCCCACGACCCCAGUCUGUGUUCCAGACAGAGGUCAUUUUUUUUCAAAGACUUAUUUGUUUCUUAGGUAAACAGUAUUCUGCCUCUAUGUCUGCCUGCACACCGGAAGGGGGCUUCAGAUCUCAUUACAGAUGGUUGUGAGCCACCAUAUGGUUGCU
This is a messenger RNA of Myodes glareolus (Bank vole), 1479 nucleotides long. It is a transcript of the gene Smim43, whose product is annotated as small integral membrane protein 43. NCBI's taxonomy places the organism in Eukaryota, Metazoa, Chordata, Mammalia, Rodentia, Cricetidae. The record is from RefSeq and is a predicted model, not a curated record.